Messenger RNA from Lepisosteus oculatus (spotted gar), 980 nucleotides. RefSeq names its product SH3 domain-binding glutamic acid-rich-like protein 3. The record is from RefSeq and is a predicted model, not a curated record. Gene Ontology annotation, cellular component: cytoplasm. Lineage: Eukaryota; Metazoa; Chordata; Actinopteri; Semionotiformes; Lepisosteidae.
CCCUAUUUGAACCUGUUCUACAGCUUAUAAGCUGUUUUUCUUCCAAAUUUGUUACUGUGCUGCAAUGGCUCUGACUAUCUACUAUUCCAGCGUCAGUGGCUCCAGAGAGGUAAAACAGCAACAAACUGAAAUCUUUCAGUAUCUGGACUCUAUGAAAAUGAAAUACAAAGCUUUGGAUAUUGCUGUAAGUAAUGACAUAAAACAGGAAAUGCGUCAGAAGACUGGCAAUCCUACAGCAAUGCCACCUCAGAUCUUUAAUGGAGAAGUCUAUUGUGGGGACUAUGCAAUCUUCUUUCAAGCGCUGGAGGACAGGAAAGCAGAUGAAUUUUUCAAGUUGAGAUCUUCAUAAACUUGGCCCACAUCAGGCAGCCUGAAAAUGUGUUUAAUUAGUGUCUGAAUGUGAGAAUAAUGUUCUUUCAGUGCAAUGUUGCUUGAAAACAACAAUACAAUCAAAUAAAACAUUUGUUCAUUUUUACUAAGCUUCUUCUUCUAAAUCAAGUACUGCAUUUUGUGCAAAUUUUGAGUGAAAUUUACAAUAGGAUACAAUAGAAUAUUUAUGCAUGUUGUUUUUGAACAUUGAACUGCUAUUCAUAUGGUUAUGUGCAUUACUGCAUAUAUUUCUAUAGUAUGGUGGAAGAUAAAAGUUCCUAGACGUCUAAGAUAAAUCACUGCAGCUUCCACCCUGGACAACAGAGUUCAGGUAUAAAUGCCUUCAAAUUUAUGGGAGGGUUAGAAAGGAUGAGGGGCUGAUGGAUUUUUACAAACUUGAAGAAAGGUUUAAGCAAAAAAUGACCAAGAACCGAAUUUCAUAGAAUAGAUUGACAACAUGGAUUUUGAUGCCAUGAACUCUCUGAUGGGCGGGAUGGCUAAUUCUGAAUGGUUGCAUCUUACUGUAUGUUCUUAUGCUCUUCUAAUGUCUUUGUACAGGGGAUAUUUGUAUACUAUAUGUAUGAAAUAAAAAGAGACAGUGUCUGUUGGCA